This is a messenger RNA of Ruditapes philippinarum (Manila clam), 954 nucleotides long. RefSeq names its product multiple epidermal growth factor-like domains protein 10. The annotation marks the transcript as partial. Gene Ontology annotation, molecular function: scavenger receptor activity. The record is from RefSeq and is a predicted model, not a curated record. NCBI's taxonomy places the organism in Eukaryota, Metazoa, Mollusca, Bivalvia, Venerida, Veneridae. The transcript has 7 exons.
AAUGUCGAGCUGGAAGGUUUGGUAUACGAUGUCAGGAGAACUGCGCAUUAAACUGCAAGCGUGGUAUUUGCUAUCAUGUCAACGGUUAUUGUAGUAAAGGUUGUAAUCCGGGCUAUCAAGGAAAUAAGUGUACAGAAAGAUGUGAAAAUGGUUACUAUGGUGAUAAAUGCGCAAAUCAAUGCAAUACUAAUUGUAAAAAGGGAGACACAAUAUGUAGACAUACAGAUGGAGAAUGUUUGAAUGGUUGUCUGGCAGGAUGGAAUGGUAAAAAAUGUGAUUCAAAAUGUAUGCCCGGAAAGUUUGGCCAAGGAUGUGAAGAGAAUUGUCCUUUAAAUUGUAAUGGCAAUGAAUGUGGCUAUAUCGAUGGCAAUUGUAAUGAAGGCUGCAAGCCGGGUUUUCAAGGAAACAAGUGUAAAGAAAGUAAGUUGGUCGCCUUAUUAUUUUCUUAUUGUACAAUCGGUUCAUUUGGGGACAAAUGCGGCAAUAAUUGCAGUGGCAACUGUGUAGGUGGAGAUAUAAUGUGCAGAAAUAUUGAUGGACAUUGUUUGAACGGUUGCAAGACAGGGUGGAAUGGAACAAACUGUUUCUCAGAAUGUGACAUUGGGUUUUACGGUGAAAACUGCUCAUCAGUGUGUGGUAACUGCCAGCUUGGAAACAAUUGUGACCACGUGACUGGUACUUGUCAUGAAGGAUGCAAAACGGGUUACAGCGGCGCCACCUGUUUACAAGCAGUGCAAUCGUCAAAUAGUUCGGGUGUGAUUGUGGGAGUAGUAGCGGUGUUUGCCAUCAUAAUCAUGAUUUUGAUAAUUGCUUUUAUUUUGCAUAAGCGACACAGUCAGAAUAAAAGGAAAGAUGUACAAAGUGUUGACGUGGAGCUCAGAGAUGCUGUUACCACAGCUAGCCCCCGAAGUCAAGGACUUAGAUCUUACAAAGGAAGUAGGCAUGCAAAGACAG